Quercus lobata is the source of this 3826-nucleotide messenger RNA. Its product is annotated as disease resistance protein RPP2B-like. The transcript has 7 exons. Gene Ontology annotation, biological process: defense response; signal transduction. Gene Ontology annotation, molecular function: ADP binding. The record is from RefSeq and is a predicted model, not a curated record. NCBI's taxonomy places the organism in Eukaryota, Viridiplantae, Streptophyta, Magnoliopsida, Fagales, Fagaceae. Bases 448 to 3306 code for a protein of 952 amino acids.
UUGACUGAAAACAGGGUACAUGAAUCACACACUUUCCUCUCCCUCUAUGUUUAGGUUCCGCGUUACUUCCUCUUUACAAUCGCUGCUGCAAUUUUAAUCUAUUUACUAGUUUCCAUGAACCCUCAAAGAGCCUCAUCGUCAUUAUCAUCUUCGUCGUCUUCUUCUUCUCAUUCAAUACAUCGGUGGAAAUACGAUGUUUUCCUAAGUUUCAGAGGCGACACCCGCUUUAAUUUUACAGACCAUCUAUAUGCUGCUUUGGUACGAAAGGGUAUUUUCACCUUCAGGGACAAUGAAAAACUUGAGAGAGGACAAUCCAUUCGCCGAAAACUCUUGGAAUCAAUAGAGCAAUCAAGAUUCGCUCUCGUUAUUCUAUCAAAAGACUAUGCAUCUUCGACAUGGUGUUUGGAUGAGCUUGCAAAGAUUGUCAAAUGCAUGAAAGUAAUGUGAAUGGUAGUUCUGCCAGUUUUUUACUUUGUAAACCCAUCUGAUGUACGGAAUCAGAGAGAAUCUUUUGAAGAAGCCUUUGAUGAACACGAAGCAAAUAACUUAGAGGAGGUGGAAACAUGGAGAGCUGCUUUGAAAGAAGUGGGCAAUCUCUCCGGUUGGCAUUUACAGAAUUGGGAAUAUGAGUCAGAAGUUAUCAAAAAGAUUGUGGAUGAUAUACUGCACAGAUCAAAGUCAAAAUUCUCAGUCAUUACCAAAGACUUGGUAGGAACAGAUUCUCCAAUGGAGGAAUUGAUCACUCGAUAUUCAGAUCUUGGGAACAACGUUUGUAUGGCAGGGAUUUGUGGUCUGGGGGGGCUGGGAAAGACAACUCUUGCUAAAGUGCUUUAUGAAACAGAACGUAACCAUUUUGAAGGUUCUAGUUUUAUUGCUAAUAUUAGGGAAGUUUCAAAAAAACAUGAUUUGGUUCGAUUACAAAAGCAGCUUCUUGCACAAAUUUUGGAGGACGGAAAUAUAGAUAUAUGGGAUGUUCAUGAAGGAGUUAACACGAUCAAGAAUAGAUUACGUCGUAAAAAAGUUGUUCUUGUUCUAGAUGAUGUUGAUCAAUUGGACCAAUUAGAAAACUUGGCUAGAGAGCCUCACUGGUUUGGGUCAGGGAGUUGGAUCAUCAUAACAACUAGAGAUGAACAUUUGUUGGUUCAACAUGGAGUCCAUAAUAGAUCUACGCCUAACACAUUGAAUGAUCAUGAUGCUCUAAAACUUUUUUGCUUGAAAUCCUUCAAAAAUGCGCAACCUAUAGAAGAUUAUAUGCAGCUCUCCAAGGAUGUUGUAUACUAUGCUAAAGGCCUCCCAUUAGCUCUAGUAACUUUGGGGUCCUUUUUGAUUAAAAGAACAAUAAACGAGUGGCGAAGUGCUUUGAAAAGAUUAAAAAAUAACCCUGAAGGAAAAAUAUUUGAUACACUUAAAGUAAGUUAUGAUGGUUUAGAGGAAAAUUGCAAGAAGAUAUUCCUAGAUAUUGCAUGUUUCUUUAGAGGGAAGUUGAAAGAUAGAGUAAUAGAGAUAUUGGAUAAUUGUGGUUUUGCUGCAGAAAUUGAAAUAAGCGUUCUUAGGGACAAAUCUCUUCUAACCAUAGAAAACAACAAAUUGUUGAUGCAUGAUCUACUACAAGAGAUGGGUUGGGAAAUCGUCCGUCGAGAAUCAUAUGAAGAGCCUGGGAAUCGCAGUAGGUUGUGGCUUCGUAAGGAUUUGUUUUGUGUAUUGACAGAAAAAAGGGCAACAAAAGCAAUUCAAGCCAUAGUCCUAGACUCAUAUGAAGGGGAUGAGGCCUGCAGGAACCUUGAAGUCUGUCCUGAAGCUUUUUCAGAAAUGUGUAAUCUCAGAUUGCUUAUAAUCGAUAAUGUGCGCAUCUCGAAUGUCCCCAAUCAUCUUUCUAAUGACUUAAGAUUUCUUGAAUGGCAUGGGUAUUCUGCAAAAUGUUUGCCAUCCAGUUUUCAACCAAAAUAUCUUGUUGAACUUAAAAUGUGGUUUAGUGAAAUUGAAUAUCUGUGGGAAGGUGUAAAGUAUUUAAACAAGUUAAAACUCAUUGAUCUUCAACUAUCCAAAAACCUUAUUAGGACACCUGACUUCACAGGGGUUCCCAUACUUGAGAGACUAUGUCUUAGAGGUUGCAUACAUUUGGUUGAGAUUGACCCAUCUAUCGGAAAACUCAGUAGGCUUACAGUUUUAAAUUUGGGAUUUUGCCGAUCUCUUAUCAAUCUUCCAAGCAACAUGGAUGGUUUAAGAUCUCUUCAAAAACUCAUUCUUUUGGGAUGCUCAAAACUUGCCUGCCUGCCUGAGAACUUGGGGAAAAUUGAAUGUUUGGAGGUACUUGAUUUGACUGGAACUGAUAUUAGAGAAGUUCCCUCUUCCAUUAAUAUCUUCAUAUGUCAUGGAUGUGAGAAGCAAAUUUUUAAGUCAAGGCUUGAUAGUUUUUUCUGCAUUCACUCGUUAAAAUCUUUAUCACUAUCUACAAACAAGCUUGUCUCUGUCCUACCUGCAAGCAUCAGUCAACUUCAGAAAUUGGAAGCUCUUAAUUUGGGCAACUGCAUUCAACUUCAGUCAUUGCCAGAGUUUCCAUCAAAUUUGAGAUAUAUAAAUGCUAAAGGUUGUUCUUCCCUAGAACCAUCACCAACACUGCUCAGUGUGAGCAAUUUGUUGCAAGCAUCUAUUGCAUUUUUUAAUUGCUUAAAGUUACUUGAGUAUUAUGAGGGCAGUGAUGGUCUCGCAUUUGCAAUACUGAAACGUUACCUACAGGGACUCAUGUAUCCAAAAACUGGAUAUAAAACUUCUAACAAAAGAAAAGAUAGAUCUGGAGCUGCAUUCCACAUCAUUAUUCCUGGGUUUGAAGUUCCACCAUGGUUAACCCAUCAAAGGUUUGGGAAUUCAAUAAGCAUAGAGCUGCCACUUAAUUGGUGUAAUAGCAGGUGGAUGGGAUUUGCUAUAUGUGCUUUUUUCAGAAUAAAUUGUUCUUGCUAUUCGAUUGAAAGAUAUAGUCUUAAAGGUCAUGUGAUAGCUCUUGGUGAUAUGCCUCACAGCCCUCACCAUAUUUUUGAAGUUUUAAUUGGGGAGACAUCCUUUGAGUAUAGUGUGGGUCACCUUUUUCUAUUGUACUUGUCUCUUGAUGAUUGGCUAAGUACAGGUUGGAAUUAUCAAUGCAGUCGGAUUAAGGUUGUAUUUGACACCAAUAGCCCAAGAGUGGAGGUGAUUAAAUCUGCAGUUCGUUUGAUACAUGAGCAAGACGUGGAAGACUUCAACCUAACAAUUGCACAAUGCAGCAGUAGCUGUGUCAAUACUUCUGAGGGUACUGAAAGAGGCACAUCCUGAUCAUAACCAGUAUUUGAAUAAAAAAAUUGAGAUGUACGAUGAGAUGGCUUUGCUUUUUGAUAAAGACAUUGCAACAUGGAGUUUUGCAAAGUCUUUUGGUGAUUUGGUUUCAGAAAAAAAGGAUUGGUGACUUAAGUCCCAUGACUUGGACAAGUAUUGAUUUUGAGGAGGCAUCAAAAGGGAAACAAGUUGGUUCUUCAAAUGCAGCAUUCUCUCAAGCAAGUUCUCAUAGGAAACGGAGUCGUGCUCAAGUCAACCAAGAUGAUAAUUAUGAUAAGUUUUCUAAACGACUUGGAAAGAUUGAAUUAGCGAUAAAAACACUAAAAAAAGGUCAACUUGAUGUGAAUGAGCUUUAUGAAGAAGUUAUGAAAAUAGAAAGGUUUGACAAAGUUUUGCUUGCAUCCGCUCUUGACUAUUUGGUAAUUAAUGAAAGGUUAGGAAGGGCAUUCAUGGCCAAAAACACAAGAUUUCGAACGUUGUGGCUAGAGAGCUUUUUUAACACUAACUUGAGCUGCCCCCU